This is a messenger RNA of Ixodes scapularis (black-legged tick), 3510 nucleotides long. RefSeq names its product protein sel-1 homolog 1 (gene Hrd3). The record is from RefSeq and is a predicted model, not a curated record. Gene Ontology annotation, cellular component: endoplasmic reticulum membrane. The transcript has 19 exons. Gene Ontology annotation, biological process: ERAD pathway. Gene Ontology annotation, molecular function: protein binding. The coding region runs from base 480 to 2804 and encodes 774 amino acids. NCBI's taxonomy places the organism in Eukaryota, Metazoa, Arthropoda, Arachnida, Ixodida, Ixodidae.
UCCCCCUACUGAUCCUACUUCUGCUACAAUAUAUAGGCAUACAUAGUAGCAUACAAAUUUAUUUGUUUUGUAAAAGUGCAUUUGCAGGUAGAAUUUUAUAUUGGAACCAAACAGCCGGGAUUCAUUUUAACCACUUUUUUUUUUAUUUCUCCUUCUGCUAGCGCCACCAACGCAACCCCGAAAUUAUCGCCAUAGAUGUUGAGGGCUGUCCGCAGCAGACGUCCCAAUGAGCAUCGACGCGUAGUAUUUGCGUUGCGAUGGUCUCUAGCUUUACGUGGCAUGUCAGGAAUCGUCGUAUUUUACGUGUAUUGGCGUCACCUCGUUAAUUUAAAGUGCGGUCUCUAAUCAACUCGAUAGUUCACCUCACCAAUGCCUAGCGACCGCCGCCUACGAACGACCCUUUGGCGCAAGCAGGCAACACGCUAGCACUACACCUUGCAAUCAUCCCCCGAUGCGGUAGCCAGGUAGUCUCUUUCACCAUGCACUGUGGUUCAAGAAAAAUGGUUGCAGCGUUGCUACUGCUGUGCCUCGCCCUGAUUGCAACGGCUGGUGUCGCAAGUUCCGAGGAGCCUGGGAACGCAAACGAGCCGAAAUCUCGCAGCAAGGAAGGAGAGGAGAAAGAAGUGCCAUCCCCUGCGUUGCAGGCUCCACCAGCAUCUGGCAGUCUGACACCUCACGAUCGGCUCGAAGGGACUGGCCAAUCGGGCGAAGCCGAUCGGUCGGACCACUUGGCCGAAAAAGAGGGAAGUCGGCAAGCCCCCGAACCGGUUCCGAGGAACCGGUUUGAACCGGUAUCGGUGAAGAGCGCCAGUGCUGAUGGCACCACGGGGGGGCCAGUCAUGCAGUCUGAGCGCAAAUCCGCGGGAACUCCGGAGUCGGAGGCGAGCAGCGAGCCGGACGAAGGGACGACGGGAAGAGAGGCGCCGUCUGGGAGACCAAAAGGCGACGACGCAGAAGAAGAGGCUGCCGACGGCCAAUCGGGGGCAACAAACCGCGAGGAAGAGACGGGGGGAGUCCCGCCCCCACCCCCUCCGAGAGAGCUGACGGAAAAGGAGAAGCAAGCCAAUGCCCUUCACGAAGCUGCCAUGGGGCUCCUCAACUCGACGCACCCGGAUCAAAAAAGGGCGUAUGAGCUGUUGGAGCAGGCUGCCGGACUGGGCCACCAGCCAUCCCUGGAAGCGGUGGGACAGGCCUACCUGUUCGGGGACGGGGUGCCCCACGACGUGGUCAAGGCGAGAGGCUACUUCGAGGUCCUGGCAUCCAUGGGAUCCCCCACGGGACAGAUGUUUCUGGGUUUCCUACAUGCUGUCGGCUUGGGAGUCGACUCGAACCAAGCCAAGGCCCUGGUGUACUACACCUUUGGAGCGCUCGGCGGCAACCCGUUUGCACAGAUGGCACUGGGUUACCGGUACUGGUACGGCACGAGCGUGUUGACGAGCUGCGAGGCGGCCCUCACAUACUACCGCAAGGUCGCCAGAGUGGUGGAGCAAGACGUGAACAAGGGGGGCUCCACGGUGAUCCAGCGGGUUCGUCUGCCGGACGAGGCGGAGAACCCGGGCUCCUCGCUGGGGCUCAUCGACGACGACCUCAUCCAAUACUACCAGUUCCUGGCGGACAAAGGGGACGUCCAGGCACAGGUGGGGCUGGGACAGCUGCACUACCAGGGCGGGCGAGGUGUGGAGCAGGACCAUUCCCGGGCCCUGGGCUACUUCACCCAGGCGGCCAACACCGGCAAUGCCAAUGCCAUGGCCUUCCUGGGCAAGAUGUUCCUCGAGGGAGGCCCCGUGGUCUCCCAGAGCAACGACACCGCCCUCAAGUACUUCACUAUGGCCGCCGACAAGGGCAAUGCAGUGGGUCAGAGUGGGCUCGGACUGAUGUACCUCCACGGCAAGGGUGUUCCAAAGGACUAUGCCAAGGCGUUCAAGUACUUCCUGCUGGCAGCCAACCAGGGAUGGGUGGAUGGCCAGUUGCAGCUGGGCAACAUGUACUAUAGCGGCCUGGGGGUGUCGAGGGACUACAAGAUGGCCAUCAAGUACUACACCCUGGCCUCCCAGUCGGGCCACGUCCUCGCCUUCUACAACCUGGCACAGAUGCACGCCACGGGCACCGGCACCGUGCGCUCCUGCAACACCGCCGUGGAGCUGUUCAAGAAUGUGGCGGAGCGCGGCCGCUGGACGGAGAAGCUGAUGCAGGCGUACAGCGACUACCGCGACGGCAAGGUGGACGCAGCGCUGGUCAAGUAUGCCUUCCUCGCUGAACUGGGCUACGAGGUGGCACAGAGCAAUUCAGCCUUCAUCCUGGACAGAGGAGAGAGCAACUACUUCCUGAAAAAUGAGACGUUUGCGUGGGCCCUGCUAUACUGGAACCGAGCAGCUACACAGGGCUAUUCGGUGGCCCGAGUCAAGUUGGGAGACUACCACUACUACGGCUACGGGACCGCCGUGGACUACGAGACGGCGGCCACGCACUACAGGCUGGCCUCCGAACAGCAGCACAAUGCCCAGGCCAUGUUCAACUUGGGGUACAUGCACGAGCAGGGGCUGGGCCUGAAGAAGGACAUCCACUUGGCCAAGCGUUACUACGACAUGGCCGCCGAGACGAGUGCAGACGCCCAAGUGCCAGUGGCCCUGGCCUUGGUCAAGCUGGGAUUGCUCUACGGAUUCUCUUACCUCAGGGAGCAACAGUGGGACCGGGUCCUGCCCAAGAUGAGCCCCAGCGACGUCCUCGGUCCGGACUGGGACCUGUACCUGAUGACGGUCAUGGCGCUGCUCCUGGGAGUUCUCGCCUACUUCAGGCGGGCCUAGCAAGACCGUCGCGUCGCACCGCACGUGCAACUAGUCGCCGCCACACGCCGAACCCACGAGACCGUUAGCGAGGAGCGACCGUGUGCUGCCAUUCGAACUCGUCUCUCGUCGUUGCGGUGUGCGGAAGACCCCAGUGGAACUUUUCAGGCCGUCUGCCGUGAAGGGGAUGGACGUUUCCCUCAGAAGGACUUCGCGGGAAAUAAAAGAGGAUACGGAAGGGAGUCGCACGGUUCUCCGUUUGUUUUCGAGAAAUUUCGUAGGUUCGUGCCUAAAGCCGGCAUUUGCUCUGGUGAUACCAGAAGCACCAAGUUAACUACACUAAGCAGCGUUACUGUUCGCAUCUCCAAUGCCCUAUGUAGUGGACUCGCAAUAAUUCAAACUCGGAUAUUUCGUACUUCCGGUUAAUUCGAACAAAUUAAAAUAUAUUGGUUCUUCCGCUUAUUUAUAAGCUGCUUAAUCCAGAUGGCACUUUCGCUUAGUUCAUACUAAUUGGUUCGUCGCCCCCCGUGUACUGCAGGAAAGCAACACCCACGAAGCUCGCGGUCAUUGCUUUUCUGCAGUACGCGGGUGCUCAGUGUGAAGGGAACUCGAUGGGACCAUCCCACCGCGAUUAAAGCAAGCAGAAAUGUCCGGACAAUCUGUUUUCGUUAUUUGUGCUUGUCUUUUCUUUUAUUUUUCUGAGAUUAAAGAGAAUAUUUUCAUAUGG